Messenger RNA from Megalobrama amblycephala (Wuchang bream), 8287 nucleotides. Its product is annotated as kielin/chordin-like protein. Gene Ontology annotation, cellular component: extracellular region. NCBI's taxonomy places the organism in Eukaryota, Metazoa, Chordata, Actinopteri, Cypriniformes, Xenocyprididae. The record is from RefSeq and is a predicted model, not a curated record. Gene Ontology annotation, molecular function: protein binding. Bases 311 to 7273 code for a protein of 2320 amino acids. The transcript has 47 exons.
AUUGGCUGCAGAGGAGGAGGAUCAUCAGAGUUAUAGGAGCAGAGGAACUCCGAUCAGAACAGAGGAGAGAGCUGGAGUCUCCAGCGGCUGUCACAUUUACAGCCAAUAUUUCAAUCGCGGAGAAGGGAACAGAACGAAGCUUUGCCUUGUUUUGUUUGGAGGCGACAGGAAAGCAGCUGAACCCCCCAGCUAAACAGCCGAAAACAAGUCCAGAUGUUUCCAGUCUGAGGGUCGCUGUCAUACGAGACCAUACCAGAAGACUCUUCAUCCAAAAUAUUGCCUCGACUUUGUGACAACUCCGGCUGUGAGAAUGCGGCUGAAGUCUGUAGUUGGAUAUCUUGUCUGGAGUUUGAUUAUCCUUUGGAAUGUUUGUGACUGUGUUCAAACUCAUCAGGACGCGAAUCACCCGCGAGGCACUGAGACCGUAAUCAACCUCUUGAAGGUUCAAAAUGUCACUCACUCUCAACGGUUGGUAUCUAAGGCCAAAGGUCGUGACCCAGAGAUGCCAGCCUGGCGUUUCCGUUCCCGCACGCCUCAUCUCACGCUACCCCAGGACUUAUCCGACUUCUUCUUCAGCACCUCAGAUGGCGUCCUGGGUUUGCACCUAGUGGGACGGCAAACCAAAGGCUCGGAGGCCACUCUCAUCUCCUUCAUCUCCCCUGCCCACCUGCAGCAUGACGGACGCCCCCUGCUGGAGCUUGUCUCCAACACCCAAGAAAACUGGCUGCAGUUGGAGUUCAGGUCAGCGAAUGGCCAGCCGGAAGUGAUUAAGCUGCCGGGUGGGAAUCCGUUCAUAGCCGGUGGUUGGGUGAGGAUGGCUCUGAGUGUGGAGCCCAGACAGGUGGUGAUGUUUUUGGAAUGCGACGAGGCUGUGGUGCUCAAACUGAAAGAAGGUGGACGAAUCCUGGCUCUUGACUUCCCACACGAUCUGCAGGUUACGUUCUCCAGCACUGCAGGAAAUAAGGCUAGCAAGUUCAGUGGUAUUUGGCAGACUGCUGAACUCUCCACAAGGGCAUAUGAGAGGCGUCCGUGGAUCUGUGACAAUUUUACAGACUCCCUUCCUGACACAGCCCAAACGACCAGUCCCACCGUAUCAGCAGUCUCAGACCUGGAUAUGAUGCAAGACCAGGGAGACCGUGGAGACGAAGUAGCAUUAAGUCAAAGAUACCCCAGUGAUUCAUACUUGCGUUUUGGUCAAAUGGAGAGCAACCUGCAUAACAUGAUGACGAUGCUUGACAUGCUAAAGAAACAGAACACUGACCUGCAGGCGAGGAUUGAUCACUUGCAAACAUGUGAUCAUACGAAACUAAAGUGUGUUUAUGAAGGACGUCAGUUGGAUGAGGGGUAUCGCUGGUCUUCUGACAGCCGUACCAGCUGUUCCUGCACCAAUGGACAAGUUCAGUGUAAUCGCUUAAGUGAAUGCAGCUUUCAUGGCAAUAUUUACAGUAACGGCGAUGUCUUCAGCCCAGACGACUGCAACCGCUGUACGUGUAAGCGUGAAAGAGUAGAAUGUGAUGUGAAUCCAUGCCCAUCACAGUCUUGUGAGGAACCGUCUGUUCCUAAGAGAUCAUGCUGCCGUGACUGCCAAACAAAAUGUAAACAUGAAGGUCAAAUUUAUGAGAACGGUGAUGUGUUUGUGUCGAGAUCAAACCCUUGCCUCAACUGCAAAUGCUCUAACAGUCAGGUGUCGUGUAAUCGCAUUCAGUGUCCAAACACCCCGUGUCCCAACCCCUACAGGAGACGUGGGGAGUGCUGCCCUACCUGCUCUGCAUGUCAUGUGGACGGUCGGCCGUACAACGGCUCCUUCAGCACCGUUGAUGGCUGCCAGACCUGUACAUGUCAGGGUGGGAAUCAGGCAUGUGUAAAUGUGCAACAGUGUCCUCAGACGUGUCAAGAUGGUGUGAAGCCACCGUUUGGCUCCUGCUGCAGAGAUUGUUCCCGCUGUAACUUUAAGGGGGAAGUUGUCCUAAAUGGCGUCUCUUUUCAACCCCCCCGUGACCCCUGCAGACGCUGUGUGUGCAAUGAAGGGAAUAUAGCCUGUGACACUCAGUCGUGUCCUACAUCUCCUUGUCGUUUGGUAGAGACUGUAGGUGGGCAGUGCUGUCCCAGGUGUCGAAGUUGUGUCCAGGACAAUGUGUGGCACCUGCACGGCUCUCAAUGGAAGCGUCCUGAUGACCCCUGCACGACCUGUGCAUGCACGGAGGGUCAGGUUCAGUGUGCGAGGGAAAACUGUCAUGUCCCCUGUAAGAACCCAGCCGCUCCGCCCCCUGGAUCCUGCUGUCCUGUCUGUGACGGAUGUAUAAGGAAUGGUGUUCAGUAUGAGGAAGGUGCCACCUGGACUGACGCUGACCAAAGAUGUUCUUGUGUGAGGGGGCAGGUGACGUGUAUUCGCGAACUCCGGUGCGGCGACACCCGUGCACCGACCCCCGGGCCCUGCCCAAACCCCAACCCCAACCCUCCAGCACGAUGUAUAAGGAAUGGCGUUCAGUAUGAGGAAAGUGCCACCUGGACUGACGCUGACCAAAGAUGUUCUUGUGUGAGGGGGCAGGUGACGUGUAUUCGCGAACCCCGGUGCGGCGACCCCCGUGCACCGACCCCCGGGCCCUGCCCAAACCCCAACCCCAACCCUCCAGCACGAUGUAUAAGGAAUGGCGUUCAGUAUGAGGAAGGUGCCACCUGGACUGACGCUGACCAAAGAUGUUCUUGUGUGAGGGGGCAGGUGUCGUGUAUUCGCGAACCCCGGUGCGACGACCCCCGUGCACCCACCCCCGGGCCCUGCCCAAACCCCAACCCUCCAGCACGAUGUAUAAGGAAUGGCGUUCAGUAUGAGGAAGGUGCCACCUGGACUGACGCUGACCAAAGAUGUUCUUGUGUGAGGGGGCAGGUGUCGUGUAUUCGCGAACCCCGGUGCGACGACCCCCGUGCACCCACCCCCGGGCCCUGCCCAAACCCCAACCCUCCAGCACGAUGUAUAAGGAAUGGCGUUCAGUAUGAGGAAGGUGCCACCUGGACUGACGCUGACCAAAGAUGUUCUUGUGUGAGGGGGCAGGUGACGUGUAUUCGCGAACCCCGGUGCCGCGACCCCCGUGCACCGACCCCCGUGUCCUGCCCAAACCCCAACCCCAACCCUCCAGCACGAUGUAUAAGGAAUGGCGUUCAGUAUGAGGAAGGUGCCACCUGGACUGACGCUGACCAAAGAUGUUCUUGUGUGAGGGGGCAGGUGACGUGUAUUCGCGAACCCCGGUGCCGCGACCCCCGUGCACCGACCCCCGUGUCCUGCCCAAACCCCAACCCCAACCCUCCAGCACGAUGUAUAAGGAAUGGCGUUCAGUAUGAGGAAGGUGCCACCUGGACUGACGCUGACCAAAGAUGUUCUUGUGUGAGGGGGCAGGUGUCGUGUAUUCGCAAACCCCGGUGCGACGACCCCCGUGCACCCACCCCCGGGCCCUGCCCAAACCCCAACCCUCCAGCACGAUGUAUAAGGAAUGGCGUUCAGUAUGAGGAAGGUGCCACCUGGACUGACGCUGACCAAAGAUGUUCUUGUGUGAGGGGGCAGGUGUCGUGUAGUCGCCAACCCCUGUGCGGCGACCCCCGUGCACCGACCCCCGUGCCCUGCCCAAGACGCACCAGUUCAGCAGACUGUGAAUAUGAAAACCGCAUCGUUACUAAUGGAGAUACAUUUCCGAAUCGUAAUAAUCAAUGCGAGGAUUGUGUUUGCACUGAUGGACGUGUGGAAUGUGGGAAUCGUGAGUGUCCAAAGCCGAAAUGCAACAAUCCCCGGCCAGGGACGUGCUGCCAAAACAACUGCAAUGGAUGUAGAUAUGCAGGUAAUGAGUAUCCAAAUGGAAUGGAAUUUCCACAUCCAGUAGACAAAUGCAGGACGUGCCGUUGCACCAAUGGUAACGUCCAGUGUCUGAUGAAGCGAUGUCCAGCGGUGAAUUGUGCUGAUUCGUUCAUUCAGCCAGGAGAGUGCUGCCCCCAAUGUCCAGCACCCCCUGCUGACUGCUAUGUUGAAGGACAGCGUUACAGACACAUGCAGCAGUUCUACCAUCCUAUUAACAGAUGUCAAUUAUGCUCCUGCACCAAUGGGAUGAUGAGAUGCCAGCACAGGCCCUGCCCCUCUGCCACCUGCUCUCAUCCCAUAAUUCAAGAGUGCUGUCGCACAUGUGAUGGGUGCAUGUAUGGUGGUGUGGAGUACCAGAAUGGUCAGGAGUUUGCAGACCCUGCUGAUCACUGUGGUCAAUGCAUGUGCAGGGAUGGUCAUGUGACCUGCAAUAAGAGGCAAUGUCACAACCCGGGAUGUAGUUACCCCGUCAUUCGGCUGGACCAGUGCUGUCCUGUGUGUGAUGGCUGUCAGUUUGAGGGAAGAGUUUAUGCAGAUGGUGAGACAUUCCAAUCACCCAAAGGAUCAUGUGAGGAGUGCAGGUGCUCUAGAGGUGAGGUUCAGUGCUCUCCUAAAAGCUGUCCCGAGGUCUUCUGCCCUAACCCUCGGCGGGACCCCUGCACAUGCAAUGUGUGUGAAGGCUGUCUAUACCGCGGUCGCGAAUGUGGAAAUGGAGAACGCUUCCCUAAUCCCAAUGAUCCCUGCCAGGGCUGUAUUUGCCUGAAUGGAAGUGUAUCAUGUACACCCGUGUCUUGUCCGAAAGCACCCUGCAAGUGGCCAGUGCGUCUUCCAGGUGAGUGCUGUCCUGUGUGCACAGGGACAUGUGAACACCUGGGACAGGUGCAUGAGAAUGGUGCCACAUUCACCCCACCCAACGACCGCUGCUCUACCUGCAUAUGCCAGAGUGGAGACGUGUUCUGUGAGAAGAAGUUGUGUUCUCAGCAGUGCACACAUCCGGCGCACUAUAGGAACUGUUGUCCGGUAUGUGAUGACUGUCUGUUUGAAGGGCAGAAGUACGGAAACACACAGACGUUCUACGUCCCCUCGGACCCCUGCAAGCGCUGCGUGUGUCAUAGUGGCUCUGUUACAUGCACCGUGGUUGCCUGUCCUGUGGUUUCCUGCCAGAACCCCGUCACCCCACCGGGACAGUGUUGCCCACAGUGCAGAGUAUGUGUUCAACAAGGUCAGGAGUAUGAAGAAGGACAGAGCUUGACCCUCCACCCCACUGACCGCUGCUUAAACUGCACCUGUGUGGGUGGUGAGGUGAGCUGUGUAGGUCCUCAGUGCACUAAACUGACCUGCAUGCAUCAGGUCACUGAUCUCGGCUCCUGCUGUCCCCGCUGCAGAGGCUGUUUUUAUGAUGGCGUCGAGCACCUUGAAGGCAGUACCUGGUUUCCGUCCAGUGGUCCCUGCAUGUCCUGUAUGUGUGUGAAUGGAGUGACCACCUGCUCAGAGGUCCACUGUCUCUCCACCUGUCUAAACCAGAUCAGCGUGCCGGGAGAAUGUUGCCCAGUGUGUGCAGACUGCGUGUUUGAAGGCCAUGUGUACGGCCCUGGAGAGAGUUUCCACCCUUCUGAUGACCCCUGUCAGAUCUGCACUUGUGAGGUUAUGCCAGAUGGGCAACAGCACUUGCGCUGCUACAGGAAGCAGUGUCCGAGUCUGGUGGACUGUCCUAAACACAAUAUCCUAUACAGCGUCUCUGACUCCUGCUGCCCUGUCUGUGCACAGCCCCUCAGUAACUGUACUGCUAGCCUGAUCGGUAAUGAAGUGUUGGCCACUGAUGAUCCCUGUUUCACUUGUCAGUGCAAGGAUUUGACGUGGACGUGUAUUCAUCGGGGCUGCCCUCCUCUUAGCUGCCCUCCAGAUGAUCAGCACACACCCCCUGAUACCUGCUGCCCCAUCUGUGACAAGUGUGUUUUAGAGGACGACCAAACCCAUGUGCCAAACGGCCAGAGAUGGACAGACAAGGAGAACGAGUGUAUCACCUGCAUCUGCAAUCAAGGGCACAUCGAGUGUGAUCUGCAGGAGUGUCCUCCGCUUGAUUGUCCGGAUGGAUCAGUCAAAGUGAAGAACCCUGGGAAGUGCUGUUUAGAGUGCAAAGGCAUCACAGCUGUAGUGCACUCCAUAGACACCGAUGCUCAGUGUGUGUACGAGGGACAGGUGUACAGCCACAAUGACCACUGGGAGGUGGACGAGUGUACGUCCUGCACCUGUGUGUCCAGAGAUGUGCACUGCCAAACCCAGAGAUGCCCAACUCUCACGUGUGCCUCGGAUGAAACUCCGGCUCUGGUUCCUGGAAUGUGUUGUCCUCACUGCAUUCCCCACCCCGCCACCUGCAUUGUGUUUGGAGACCCUCACUAUCGAACAUUUGAUGGAAAGAUGGUGAACUUCCAGGGGACGUGCACAUAUGUUCUGGCUCAGGACUGUGAGGGCGGAGACUUCAGUGUCCAUGUGUCUAAUGAGGACCGGGGACGUAAGGGAGUGUCAUGGACCAAAGAAGUGACUGUGUUUAUUGGACAUGUUGUUGUGCAGCUGUUUCAAGACUGGAUUGUCAAGGUUGAUUAUCAACCCGUCUCCCUGCCAUUUCUUAAAGAGCCGUAUGUUUACCUGGAACGCAAGACCAACACCAUCCUCCUGAACACCAAUGUUGGGCUGAAGGUGUUGUGGAAUGGCCGGUCUCAUGUGGAAGUUAGUGUUCCUGGUACCUACAAGAAGCACAUGUGCGGUUUAUGUGGCAACUUCAAUAACUACCCUCAGGACGACAUGAAACUUCGCAACGGACAAAUAGCCAAAUCUGAAGCAGAUUUCGGAAACAACUGGAAGGUGGGCAGUGGAAAUUCAAGUGUUCGUUGUUCUGAUGUGAAAAACAUUAAUCCAUGUAAGGAGGCUGGAUACUCCGCCCGUAAGACUGCAAACGCUCGCUGCGCAGUGCUGAAGUCGCCCGUGUUUGAGCGGUGUCAUAAGGUGGUGCCACUCGAGAUGUUCUUUGCUUCAUGUGUGUAUGAUCUGUGCGCCUGCGGGUCCAGUAUGGACGAGUGUUUGUGUGACGUGUUGGAGGCUUACUCGUCCCAGUGCCGUGAGGCCGGGAUUAUCCUGCAGUGGAGGUCGCCGACACUCUGUGCCAUGGGUUGCCCGCUGGACCGUGGUUAUGUGUUUGAUGAGUGUGGGCCACCGUGUCCUAAGACGUGUUUUAAUAAAGACGUGCCACUCGGUGUGAUCGAGGCUCACUGCUUUAAACCCUGCGUACCAGGAUGCCAGUGUCCCGCUGGACUGGUAGAACACAACUCCCACUGCAUCGUCCCUGAGAAAUGUCCUAAAAUUAUCCAUGGCAAUCUUGGAGACCCUCAAACUGAGGAGUCAAAUCGCAAAUUGUUUGUCUACAAGGUCUAAAUCUCACUGAAUCUUGUUUUUAAUUAUCCCUGAGAUCUGAUUAACUAAAACAAGUAAAUUUGCAUUAAGAUUCAUAAGUACACAUUAUUUCGUAUAAAAAACAUUUGUAAUUUUUAUCAAAACUUGCUACUUUUCAGCUGACAUCAUAAAUCCCACUUACUUAUCAACCCUUGUCUUUCCAACAUCUGCCUCCACUUUUCAUAAUCCAAUCAUUUCCUGAUGGAUAAAAAGUCCCAUCCUACAUUUUUCUCAUUGAAUAUCCUGUUGCACUCAGAAAUACAUCAGAUCACAAUGAGUUGCAAAUGGAGUUUUGUAUUGACUUUAAAAUGCUUGAGCUUAACGCACAUUUAAUUUUUACUUUAUAGCUCAAACCACUUAUACAAUCCUCUACUGUAUACUACAUUUAGUUUUUUUGUUUGUUUGUUUGUUUGUUUGUUUGUUUGAUUGAUUUAUUGGUGCUACUGUUUGUAAGUGUUUCUGACACUGUGUUAACCUGGAGCUAAACAUUAUCAGUUAACCAUCCACUGAUAGAAAGAUAUUUGAGCCAACUGGACAAAUUCAGGAAAAAUUCUCUUAAUUUCACCACAGAUGCAAAGAGGAAAAAGCUUUUUUGAAUCAUCAUGAGGUUUCUGUUUUAGCAUGAUUGAUUGCCAUAAAAGAUCAUGGACUUUUCCUCUUCAGUUUGCUAUUUUUGAACAAAUUAAUUAGUUAACCAAAAUGACAAAGACAAAUCUGCAUAGUUUUUGUUUUUUGCACUGUUUUUGAUGGGCCUUUUUUGCUGUUGCACUGGUGUUUCAUUUUUUUCACUCUCUUUAAAUACAGUUUUAUAAGCAAUGUUAUUACAAUUGAUAAUUUUAUUUACAAUACUGACAGUGAAUCUAUGUAAAAAUAGAAACACAAAAUGAGCUUGUAUGUUAUAUUCAUCAGGUGCUUUGACAUUUAUCAGUAUAUGUCAUAUUUAAUGUAUUCUCGUAUUUACCGUAUGUCCCGUUAUUACACCAAAUCUCACCUUCA